AUGUCUCUGGCAUCCCUGUCCGAUCCUACAGUAGACGAUCCUGUCGUCACACGCGAGAAGCUGCACGACCUCGCCCGUCGCAACGGCUUCCAGGUCGCACCGCAGCACGAGGCCGCGUACCUGCUCGGAUUGCGGUCGUCGUAUGCCAUCGCCACGCAGAUCGACGCUCUGCCCGACUACAUUGAUCCACGCCUGCGUAUUGUGCCAACGCGGAACGAAAACGACUCGGCGACCGCGGCGUCGCCGAGAAAGUACAGCCGCCCCGACCCGGCCGACAACCCGCUCAAUGCCUGGUGCCACCAGUGCGACGUGACGGCCGUCGUCGAGCCGGCGUCGUCGGCUUCGGCGACGUCAUCAGAGUCGUCACAGACCUCUCUCCUCAAAGGGAGGUCCGUCGUCGUCAAGGACACCGUGGCGGUUGGGGGGCUGCCGCAGACGCUGGGCACCCUUCCCGAGUUUAUUGGCUCGUCCGGCAACGAGUAUCCCGUGUCUCCCAUCGACGCCACGGUCGUGCGCCGUCUGCUGCUGGCCGGCGCCCGCCUCAAAGGCACCACGACGUGCGAGCACUUCUCGCUGUCGCCCAUGUCGUUCUCGUCCAUCUGGGGCCCGGUGCACAACCCAUGGCAGCGGGGGUACAACAGCGGGGGCAGCAGCAGCGGGUCAGCGGCGCUGGUGGGAGAGCAGGUCCGAGCGGCGGCCACCAAGGCCGUGUCCGCCACCCUGGAGGCUCCUCUGAUUGCCAUUGGCGGCGACCAGGCCGGAUCCAUCCGCGUGCCGGCGGCCUACUGCGGCAUUUACGGCCUCAAACCGACGUUUGGCCUCGUGCCAUACACGGGCGUUGCAGGGCUGCUGCCGAUGAUCGACCACGUGGGCCCGCUGGCGACCAGCCUGGACGACAUUGCCCUCUGUCUGACUGUGCUCGCCGGCUACGACGGACUCGACCCGCGCAUGGGGCCGGAGAGUCCUCUGCGGGAACACGUGGUGGCGUACCACGAGGAGUUGCAGAGAUUUACAGAGGCAGCCACGGCGGAGCGUGCUAGUCCUCUCCGGGUCGGCCUGAUUACGGAAUCGUUUAGCAUCCCCGGCACCGACAGCAACAAUGCCGCGUGUGUCCGCGCCGCGGCCUACAAUCAUUUUGGGGCAAUGGGUGCCGUCGUCGAAGACGUCUCGGUGCCGCUCCACAGUCUCGGCGCGGCCAUCUGGACCGCCGCCGUGCGCAACCAGAUGGCCUCGCACGCGUUUGGCGGACGGGCACCGGACAUACUGGCACACGACCUGCCGCACAUUGCACCGGACGUGCGCGUCCACCACAAAAGUCAGCAGUUUUACGACGUCGUCACCGCCCACAACCCGUCUGUCGUUCUGGCCACCAUGGUCGAGAUGUUGCUGGGCGAGGAGCUGCCGUAUGCGGCGCAGAACAAGGCUCGACGGCAUGUCCUGCAGCUGCGCGCCGCGUACGACGCAGCGCUCGCAGACUACGACGUGCUGGUGUCGCCGACGGCGCCGGCCGUGGCACCGCCUCUGCCGGACAUGACCGACCGCGACACGGACGGACGCUCGUCGGCGGAACGCCUGCUUCGACUCGCCGCCGGGUCCAUCAACAACACAGCGCCGUUCAACGCGACGGGCCACCCAGCGAUCAGUGUGCCGUGUGGAUGGGCGCCGUCGCUCGACAGGCAGUGCAUGCUGCCUGUCGGGAUGCAGAUCGCUGGGAAACGCUUUGACGACCUCGGCGUGUUGAAAGCGGCGCGGGUUUUCGAACUUGGCGGAGGCGGGCUGGGACAGAGGCCGUCGCCUCCGACGUGA
Molecule: messenger RNA, 1806 nt
Organism: Sporothrix brasiliensis 5110
Lineage: Eukaryota; Fungi; Ascomycota; Sordariomycetes; Ophiostomatales; Ophiostomataceae
Exons: 2
Coding region: 1-1806 (601 amino acids)
Molecular function (GO): catalytic activity
Source: RefSeq, a predicted model, not a curated record